AAGUGUCAGGAUAGACUAUUUCUUCAUAAACCACUCAUAUUUAGUAUAAUAAGUCUAUAUAUUAAUAAAAGAUACCACGUUUUUUUCGUCUUGAAGUAGAUCAGUAUGUCAGUUACUGUACUUGGUAAUCUCACCACCCCGAAUUAAACUUUAAAUGAGACUUUACCACGAUGUGUUGUCCAUCUCUUUCAUUUGGUCUGUUUAACUGGAUCCAGUCAAUUAGGUGAAAUCGAUUUCAGGGACUGCUGGAGAACAUUGUAGAAUGGCAGAAGCAAGACCACCGCCAGAUGACCCAGUAAGGCAUCCAGCUUCACCUGAGGAUGAAAACCAAAGUUUAAGAGAUGACGCUAUUGCAAAGUUUACUAAACUGCAAGAGUUUCCAUCGUUCGCAAAACAGGAUGAUACUGGAUGUAUGGGAGGAUUACUGUCAGCUGCUCUACGCCUGCUCAAUGCAAGUGGUGUGAACGACGAGCACAUCAACGACAUCAUUGCUGGUAUAGUAAUAGGAGGGUAUGUGUUUAAGGGCUUUGAUUAUCUGCACAAACUCUGUGCAGUUGGGAAGUUUGCUCCAUUUAAAGAUAAAUUUGAUUUUGUCAAAAUAUGGCUCAAAAGAUUGGAGCAAAUGGAGAAGAAGAUUACUGGUAGAUUUGAGGAACUUGAAAAGCACUUGACAGCAGUUUCGAAGAAAGGAGAAGACAAAUUUAGUAGCCCAGACUGGAAACAGUACCGGAUUGAACUAAAAUUUAUAGAGGAUGACUUGAAAGAGUUUGUUCAGAUUCUUGAUAGAAUUAGGGAUACACCAGGGUUAAAUAGCUUCUGGGUUCAUUUUGAUAAGAACGAUGAAAAAUACAUCAAAGAGUGCAUAUGCUCUAAGAAAGCCCGGUGGAAGCUUUUUCGUUGUUCUUCUUAUGUGGUGUGGGGCGUAUUUGGCCUUGGUGCACUAAUAGUGCUGCAACCGAGUAAAAUCAUGAUCGCUGCUGGUGUUGCAGUAUUGGGUACGUUAGGCCUUGGAGUAUGGAACCUUGAGGGGUAUUAUUCAGACAUUGAUAUUGAACCAAUUUUAAAGAAUCUACAUGAAACAAUGAGAUACUUUGAAGGGAAGAAAGAAGAUUUUAAGUUAAACCAGAUGAAUAAGAAUGCAACGGUGAUGAUGGAAUCCCUGGGACGCUUCAUGACAUCUAUGGAACAUCCUAUGGACCCCAGAUUCCAACCAAAUAUACCAGAAGAGGUGGAUAAUGACGAUGAAGAAGGAUUUGGACUUUGAUUACACAGCUACAUUUACAGCUAUUUCACUGCCUGAGUUAUCAAUGUCCACCUUCUUCACCAAUCAUUACCGGUAUCAGAUAUGUACAAGCGUAAAAAUUCACUCAUGUCCCAAUUCCAAUGUGCCACCACAGAUGUAAGAUACUCUCUUUUCAAGAGUUCUUGUAUGUCUCUCUACGGCAGCCCAAAGCUGGAUUUGGCUAACCCCCAAAUACAGCGUGUUUACACUGCCAGGAGGAAAUGCGUUCAUAUAGUUAUGGGCAUUUCACCCAGAACCCACAACAACCAUUUUUCCGCAAUUAUUAAUGAUUAUGACAUCACGAUUACUCUUGAAAGGCGUCUUAUCAACUUUGUCCAUAACUCCAAUGUAUCUUCAAAUGUGUAUUUCUGAAAUUAUGCACCCAGAUGGUACUUGCGGGCAGUGGAUCGUCUGUGGGCAGAUCCCUGACUUUUAUCUGUGCAAGCCAUCUAAUAUCUAGAAGAGAUCUGGUUAGAAGGACAUUUUUACGAUGUAUUGUGCCGUCGUCAAACUUGGCCGUUCAGAUUCAGUUGCUCCACAUGAGAGAUUCGGGUGGUGGAUUCCUAGCAAUCGAGGAGAUAAAUGAGAUUGGAAUAUCUAUGUACAUCUUAGGUGAUUUCCUUGGUUGAUGAGAGUCUACUGCGAGAGUGCCUCAUGUGGAAUGUGCUAAAAUUCAUAUCUUUUCAUUAAUUUACCUGUUCAUAGCUAGCUAGAAAUUUGAAUUUAUUGUAAAUAGUUGUGGCUCUAUAAUUUUUGUCAACGCACUGCGUUUUCACUGUGCACUUUGUGUAUUAGCAUGUAUUUAUUAUACUUUGUACGAAUAAACAUACAUAUACGUAUUGUUUUGUUUCAGGCCCAGUGAGAUGAAUUUUACUAACUGAUAUCUCCGAGCUCUAUUUUAUGUAUUAAAACUGUAUUUGGCCCUGAUAGGGAUUCUUUUGAAAUCAGCCAUUUCCGUAAGUCUUUAAUGAGAGGACAUUGGAAUAAAAAGUGAAAUUCAUUGCCAAGCUCGUCAUUAUUACAUUUUUGACACUUUUGAUCAUUGGUGGCUGCAACAAUUGAAUAAGUAUCCGACGGUAGCUUGCUAUUUGAUGUUAUCUUUUAAAAGCCCCCUCUUGUCAGAAUUUGGUACUGAGUGCUAGUGCUGUAUAGUAUUGCUUCUACAUUCAUAUAUACAUCUAUUAUUAAUUCUUGAUUUUAUUUAUACUUUUGACCAUGUCUUGUAUCACGAUCUGUGCGCUUGAUAA
Messenger RNA from Lineus longissimus, 2529 nucleotides. RefSeq lists its product as uncharacterized. Bases 263 to 1264 code for a protein of 333 amino acids. The record is from RefSeq and is a predicted model, not a curated record. Lineage: Eukaryota; Metazoa; Nemertea; Pilidiophora; Heteronemertea; Lineidae. The transcript is spliced from 5 exons.